Messenger RNA from Austrofundulus limnaeus, 872 nucleotides. RefSeq names its product fatty acid binding protein 3, muscle and heart (gene fabp3). The record is from RefSeq and is a predicted model, not a curated record. NCBI's taxonomy places the organism in Eukaryota, Metazoa, Chordata, Actinopteri, Cyprinodontiformes, Rivulidae. Gene Ontology annotation, molecular function: lipid binding.
UCUCACACAUUCUCACAAACACACCCAGGCUCCUGCCCUCAUUUCUCUGCACCGCUGCAAACAUGGUCGAGGCUUUCUGCGGCACGUGGAACCUGAAGGAGAGCGACAAGUUUGACGAUUACAUGAAAGCUCUGGGUGUGGGCUUCGCCACUCGUACAGUGGGCAACAUGACCAAGCCCACCACCAUCAUAAGUGUGGACGGCGAUAAGGUGACGGUGAAGACCCAGAGCGCCGUCAAGAACACAGAGUUGACCUUCAAACUGGAUGAGGAGUUCGAUGAGGUCACCGCCGACGACAGGAAGGUUAAGUCCUUAGUGAAGAUAGAGAAUGGGAAGUUGGUCCACGUACAGAAAUGGGACGGCAAGGAGACCACUUUGGAACGGGCAGUCGACGGAAAUAAGCUCACGCUGACUCUGACAAUGGGAGACGUUGUUUGCACGCGUCGYUACGAGAAGGCGGAAUGAAAACCAACAUGGCGUCCCAACCACGACACCCGAAAUCGACAUCAGCUAAAGCCCCAAAAACUCCUUAAUACCACUUAAAACAUGAAAAAGAUGAGCAAAGUCUUUAUAUGGCUGCUGAUUACUCUGUGUCUGACUUUCAGUAUUAAUGUUACUGCUGACAUUGACUUACUGUCUCUUUUUUGUUUGUUUUGUUCUUUCUUUUAUUCUAGGAAACACUGAAUAAAUUCCAAUGAUUCAUGAUUUUUUUUUGUUUUGUUUUGUUUUGUUUCAAUAAAACUCUCUUUUUUGUAGUGGAAUGUACUGUGCAUGGUGCUUCAAACUACCUUGGAAAAGUUUUGGAACAUAAAUGUUUUCUUCUUGAAGAUCUGAAACGUUACAAAUAAAAAAAACAGUGUCCAAACUGACAAA